Molecule: messenger RNA, 1722 nt
Organism: Argentina anserina (silverweed cinquefoil)
Lineage: Eukaryota; Viridiplantae; Streptophyta; Magnoliopsida; Rosales; Rosaceae
Product: F-box/kelch-repeat protein At3g06240-like
Exons: 2
Coding region: 1-1722 (573 amino acids)
Molecular function (GO): protein binding
Source: RefSeq, a predicted model, not a curated record
AUGAGUAUGUCAUUUUGGAAUGGGGUUUCACUUAGCUUGCAAGUAUUUAAACCUUUAGUUAAGGUGAUUCGCCUUGUUGAUGGAGAAAGAAGACCUUCAAUGGGUUUCAUAUAUGGAGAGUUACAAGAAGCAAUGAAGGAGAUCAAAGAGGUAUACAACAAUCAAGAGGCAAAUUAUGCUCCAAUCUUAAAGAUUAUGGAUUCAAAAGCUCGUGAUCGACUUGAUGGUCCAUUGCACUCGGCGGCUUACUUCCUGAACCCUUAUUACUUCUUCAAAUAUGAAGCCAUAUGUUUGAAUGGAGAUGUCAUGCAAGGUUGUAUUUGUUGUUCCGAGCACUUCUUUCUCGAUGAUGACCAAUCCCAAAAAACCCUCAUAAACGUUGAGUUGCCUAAGUAUAGAAACAAAGAAGUUGUGUUUGGGAGAAAUUUGGCUAAAUUGAGAUGCGCCAAGAAAGAUUUUGAUGAGGAGAAGGCACAGAUCGAUCUGAGCAAUAAGACAGAGUCUUGCAAAUUGCCGGAAGAAAUGACCAUGCAAAUCCUAUCAAGACUACCUCCCCAAUCUCUCAUGCGAUUCAAGAGCGUCCACAAGUCCUGGGAUACUAUGAUUAACAAUCCCAGAUUCAUAGCCAUACACCUAUCCAAUUCCAUGAAUAAUCAUUCCUCCACUUGUGUCCUUUGCAAGCUACCGGCGGUCGACGAGAACAACAACACAAGAGGCAAUGACGAGAAGGAAACUGUAUUCUCGUUGCUUACAUUUUGCAAUGAUGAUGAUGAUGAUCCGAAUGAGCAUAUCAUUCAUUAUGUUGGCGAUGAUAUUACAAAGAAUCAAUCAGUUGGGUUCACGGCCAAGGAUCUAGAAUCUCUUUGGAUUCUAGGCCAUUGUGAUGGAAUUAUUUGCCUCACUGAUUUUAGUAUCGUAAUUUUAUGGAAUCCAGCGAUUAGGGAAUCCAAGCUCCUUAAUCUUGAGCCUUAUUCGGAUCAGGUCAUGUCUUCUUUUGGGUUUGGUUAUGAUCCUAAGUCAAACGAUUACAAGGUUGUUCACAUUAGGAAGCCUGGUGAGGAAGAAUAUGGUAAUGGUCAUCUCCUUAAUAAUCCUGCAAAUGUCCAAGUAUACACCUUAGGUACUAACUCUUCGAGAGAGAUCAAGACCGGCUCCUUGGAAACAGAAACUACUAAUAUGUGGCCUGAAGAAUACGAUAUGUACUACAAGGGAUUUUGUUAUUGGAGAGGAAGGGAGCAACUAAAGGAAUUCGACAAUUUUUGUGACAGAAAUGAGGAGGAAUAUGUCAGGCAAUUAAUCAUUUCGUUUGAUACGGUUGAUGAUGUAUUUCAUUAUAUAUUGUUUCCAGAUAGUUUAUAUAAGUCACCUGUGUGUUGGUAUUAUAACAUGAACGUUAUAGUUUGGAAUGAAUCCGUUGCUCUUCUAGGCAUGGACUACGGUAAAUUCCGAGAUUGUUCACGGGUAUUGUGGGUUUUGGAAGACGUUGGUGGAAGAGCUGAAAGCUCCUGGAUAAAGCUAUUCACCUUUGGGACAACGGUGAUACACGAUAAACCAUUGCAAUUUCGAAAUAGGGAUGAGCUUCUUUUGGUUUCCGAAGGCCGUUUAGUCUCCUGCAAUAUCAUUACUGGAAAGCUUAAGCAUCUCCCCGUUCCAAACAUGGAUUAUGAUAAUUUGGAAGUUGUUGCUUAUGUUAAUAGUUUAGUCCCGAUUUGGGGACGCUAG